This is a messenger RNA of Olea europaea var. sylvestris, 1969 nucleotides long. RefSeq names its product probable ADP-ribosylation factor GTPase-activating protein AGD5. The transcript is spliced from 11 exons. Bases 181 to 1647 code for a protein of 488 amino acids. Lineage: Eukaryota; Viridiplantae; Streptophyta; Magnoliopsida; Lamiales; Oleaceae. The record is from RefSeq and is a predicted model, not a curated record. Gene Ontology annotation, molecular function: GTPase activator activity.
AAUCAAGACGAAAAUAGAAGAAAAAGGAAAGAAACGCUGAUUUGCCAUUUCUCUCUCCUUUCUCUACGCAAUUUCACGGCGGAGGGGUGGACGGUCGAGGGAGAGGAGAUAGAAACAAGAUCACAGCCGUAGGACAUCAUUUUCAUCUCUGACUUCACUGCACGGACUCAGAUAAUCACCAUGAAUGAGAAGGCUAACGUUUCCAAAGAGCUUAAUGCCAAGCAUAGAAAGAUUCUUGAAGGUCUUCUUAAAUUGCCAGAGAAUAGGGAAUGUGCUGAUUGCAAGAGCAAAGGUCCUCGAUGGGCCAGUGUGAACUUAGGCAUAUUUAUAUGCAUGCAAUGCUCUGGGAUCCAUAGAAGUCUUGGAGUACACAUAUCAAAGGUGAGAUCUGCUACACUGGACACAUGGCUUCCUGAACAGGUUGCAUUCAUUCAAUCAAUGGGAAAUGAGAAGUCAAACAGUUACUGGGAGGCUGAGCUUCCCCCAAAUUAUGAUAGAGUUGGAAUUGAGAAUUUCAUUCGUGCUAAGUAUGAGGAGAAGAGAUGGAUUCCCAAGGAUGGGAAACCAAUGUCACCCGUGAGGGGACGAGACGAAAAAGCUUCUGUUCAGUGGCAAAGACCAAGUGAUGGUCAUGGAUAUAUCAGCAAUUCUGGGAAUUCUUCUCAUGAGAACUUUCAAGCACCUAGUGCAAAGGAAAAUAUUCCUGCGUCAAGAGUUAGUCUUCCCAUGCCUCCUAAAGGACCAGAACCUAUUGCUGCUGUUCCAGUGCCGCAACAAGUGAUUCAGAAAACAGAGCCAGCUACACCUGCUGAACCUUCAAAGCAGGUCACAGAUGCUGUCUCUCCUCCUAAAGUUGAUUAUGCUACCGAUCUCUUCAAUAUGCUUUCUUUGGAUGGCUCUAAUGAAAAUGCCUCAUGUGAAGCUUCUGCAGAGGAUAUUUCAUGGGCAGGAUUUCAGUCUGAAAAUUAUAUGUGGCAAUUUGCAGCUGCUGGUGCAUCAUCAACAGCGGAAAAAACUUCUCCAGAGAAAUCUGAUGGCAAUAAAACUGAGUCUGCUUCUGCUUCUGCUUCUGCUUCUGCUUCUGGAAUUGAGGAUCUGUUUAAAGAUUCGCCAUCAAUUGCACCUGCUUCCAUGUCAGAGAAGCCUCAAAAAGAUGUUAAAACUGAUAUUAUGAGUCUGUUUGAGAAGUCCAAUAUGGUGUCACCAUUUGCUUUGCACCAACAACAAAUUGCGAUGCUGGCACAACAGCAGUCUAUUCUAAUGGCCGCUGCAGCCAACUCUUCUGGUGGAAUGCCAAAACUUCAUGGUGAUACACAACAAGUGCCAAAUGGUGUCAACUUGUCCAAUCAGAGUUGGCCAAAUGUUGGGUACCAGUUCCCUGGAAUGACGAUGCCGGCAGCUGGAAAGAGCGAGCUAGAGAAAUAUAUGCAGAUGGGGGACAUGGCAGCAACUCAUCCAGUAGGGAACUCUUUCCCUCUACCAGUUUCCAGCAUGCAUUCCAUGGGACCCAACACUUCUAGCAAUGGUAGUUCGCCUUCUGGAGUGACCAGACAGACAACAUCGUCGGUUUCAGCCGCUUCUCCUCAGACAGGAAAAGAUUUCGAUUUUUCAUCUUUGACGCAAGGGUGGUUCUCGAAGCAGCCCUAAGAACCCCUAAGGUUUUGGCUCAGUCACAACACACCACACGAGAAAUUCACAGAAAAGGUAGCUUUUGGAGUGUUUUCUGAUCAUAAAAACUAUACGAAGACGAGCAGUUUCUGCUUUUUCUUCGUCUGGGGGGUGGCUUUAUUUGUAGUUUUGCAUGUGAGUAAUAAAUCUGUUUAGAUUGAAAUAUUCUUUCUUCUGGAGUCUCUCAACUCUUGUUCAUGUGGGAUUAGUUCAUAUCAUAAGAAAAGAAAGCUUAUUUACAGUUUUGAGAGAAAUUUAUGUUGUUUUAUUUACUGCUUCAAUUACAUGAUUUGGUGGUUGA